This is a messenger RNA of Microbotryum saponariae, 2460 nucleotides long. The record is from the annotation of a GenBank genome assembly. NCBI's taxonomy places the organism in Eukaryota, Fungi, Basidiomycota, Microbotryomycetes, Microbotryales, Microbotryaceae.
AUGAGUACGCUCGUGGCGUCGUCGUCGGCCAUCCCACCCCCACCCCUCCACGCUGCGGUCGCGGUCGCGUCGGGUGUGACCGAACGGUCGCCGUCGCCGUCGCCGUCGCCGUCGCGGCACUCGCCUUCCUCGGGUUCCUUGGGUGGUACGGCCCCGACCGCGUUCGGCUCAGCCAAGAGCCACCUCUCCCAUGGAUCCGCUUCGUCCUCCGCGCCCUCGGGAUGUCGACUGCUGUGGAGAGGAAGGCUGGCCCUAGCGCCCAAGCAGUACCUAGACGGUCAGUUCCGUGAUCGUUUCUCGAUUGGGCUCGACCCCGCCCGCUCCCCAUCUCACCUCCUGACACCGCUCGCUGGAUUCUACGUCCUAUAGGCAUCGCUAUCGUCGCCCAUCUAUUCGCCGUACCCUCCAUCUCGCCCUCGGUAUCCAUCUCGCGGUCAUCUCCUUUCGCCGAGGACCCCUUCGCUGCUUCCUCCACCUCCUCCACCUCCUCCACCUCGGGCAUGAGCACGACCAGUGCCGCCGACCUGUGUCUCGGCCUCGAAAUGAUGCGAGGCAGUGACAUCAAACUCGUCACGUCGGAUCUCAAGGCGAUACCUAAAGCGUUGGCACCUUCACCUGUUCUCUUCCGUACGGGCUCGGGGCACCCCGACAAGGGCAAGGCCAAAGAACAGGUCGAGACCGUGAUCGUCGACACGCCGACCGACCUGCGCAUCUACAUCGACCCUAGGUGCCCCGAAACAACUACCUGGUUCCAGGAUAUAUUUUGUCGAGCGGGCUGUGAAGGGAGUGCUGUCAGGCUGGACGCAGGGGGUCAGUUCAGAGACCGAUCGUCGAUUGGCGGGUCACAUCACGUGACCUAAACCUGGUCGAUCCGACGCUUACACCCGCCUCUUGACUCUCCAGGCGAGGAGGUCAUCGUCUUUGCACCGAAUCUGCCUACUCUUGGUUCAUCCCAGAAUGGGCCAGAUUCGGCGCCUCGACCUGCUAUCACCUUGUCUCUCGGGCGAGCGGUCAAGAUCGGUCCUCGGCUACCGCGGCCGGACGACCCCAUGCCGCGAGGUGAGCAUUUUCACGUCCAAGCGAAAGCCGAGAAGGUGUCACUGAGGAGGAGCAAACGUUUAUUGCGAUAGAGAAUCUUUUCACCAAAAAGCUUCGACGGACAACUUCGAUGCCUAUGCUGGACUUUCAAGCCCCUGCAGCACUCAAAUCGAUCAACCCCCUAUCACGGACCUCGAGCUUGGCCUCGAUCAAGGAAAGGCCCGUGUUCGAUCAUCGAUCUCGGAAGCUGUCCACGACUACAUCGCUGUCGAGCUUGCUGUCGGCUGAAGCCACCUCCGCUUCUCGGCGAACCUUACAGCGAUCCACCUCAUCGAAAGAUCCGUUCGGGUCCACAGCAGCCCCACCUUCUAAACAUCAGCCAUUCCGCCGCUCGACCUCAUCAUCAGCCACAACUCAACCCUUUCGAUCCAAAUUAUCAUCAAAUCCUGCUGUACCUCUCAAAAGGUCGAGAUCGAUGAUGUCGAGUUCAAAAGCCCUGUCUCCAAAAGUGAUGGUCGAAUCCCCACCUUCAUCGCCCACUUCAGAAGUCUCGGCUGUCGUACGCAGACGAUCGAGCUCAUUGGUGCCCGCUUUCAGGUCAGAUAGUCACAUUCACGAUCGAGAAGGGAGUCCUUCCCCUUCGUGCGUGUCCAACGCGUUUGAGGACGAAGACGAAGAGAUGGACGAUCGGCUACCCGAACUAGGCGCGAGAAGGCGGUCGACGAAUUCCAGAUCCACGUCAAUUGGGGAAGGCGCCAUCGGCAAGGUUAGAAGGAGUGGGAUGACGCUGAGUGAGAGUGCACCUGUGGGAGUGUUUAAGCUUGGACUGGCACCUCGGAAUCCGACUGGGACUAGGAGGGAAAGAGAUAGAAGCACGAGCCUGGCGCCGUCUGCUGCAGAAGGCAUUGAGGCGAGGAACAAGGCGGUAAGUAGGCAGGCAUUAACUAACCGUUCUAGUCGCACUUUUUCGCUUCGCUUAUGGGGUUCUUUCCUUCGUCUGUCAGACGAUCCGAAAGCUGCUGCUCUCCAGUCUAACUAGUCGAGGUGUUACGAGAGAGGACGAGCGAUUCACCGAGGUCUUUUCCAUCACGCUUCGGGGUGUACAAUUCGCUUUGGUAAGCAAAAUCAGCGCUUUGUACGCGUUUCUUUUCGAAAAGAGCUCACAUGUCGUACGGCCUUGGGCUCCAGCGCGAUACCUUCAAAACGUCCCUACUCAACAAACCUCACGGGAGCGACUUGAUCUGUCGGCAUCUGGACAUGUACAUCUCGGCACCGCGAGAAUCAUCGAUCGUGGUCAAGCAUGAAGAGGAGGAGGCACAGUUCAUCUCGGAUCACUUGUUGCCCGCUCCGAGUAGGCCAGAGGCGGGCAUGCCGACUCCACCAAGGAGCCUGGAGCCGAUGGAGGUGGAGAGCACGCUUUGA